AUGAGACGGAAAGACGGCGGCUAUUACCAAGAGCCCGGGUACCAUGGUUUCCGGGCUGCCAUCCAACGCCAAUUGACAAGCCACGGCCGACAAUUCAACGUACACACUGACGUUGAGUUCCAGAAAUUGAAUGAUGUUCUGGAUGGUGUUCUUAAAAAGAACAAACGUGAAGGCCAUAGCAAUCCUGUCCAGCACAAAGAUCCCAUCAAAGACAUUGAUAUUGACAAGAUAUCUUACUUCUUUGACAGAAGCAAAACGGCAGAGAAUCUGACCAGACAUGUUUGGUUUUUCAUCACACUUCAUCUUGGCCUCCGUGGUCGCGAGGUGCAACGGAAGAUCACAAAGACCGAUGUUGAAUUCGGCACUGAUGGCCAUGGCGAGUUUGCUCGCCUCUCCGCGGACUUCGCUACAAAAAACUACCAAGGCGGGCGCGGAUCUGCUCGUCGCGACGCCGGUGCGGGAAAAAUCACGGACCGAGGUCAACUGCUGUCGUUGCGAGUGAUGAUGACACACCUGCACCCAGACUGUCCUGCUCUGUUUCAGAGAGCGAAGCAGAAUUAUGCCACCAAAGACAAAGUGUGGUUCUGCAACUCGCCACUGGGCAAGACCACUCUCGGCAACAUGAUGCCCGAGAUUUCGAAGGCCGCCCAGCUGACACAAAUCUACACGAACCACUAUCUACGCGCUACUGUUGUGUCGAUGUUGUCUGGUGAGGGUAUUGAGCAACACCAAAUAAUGGCAUUGACUGGUCAUCGGAACUCCAACAGCCUGACAUCGUAUACGCGGCCGACAACCGCACAGAAAAGAACUAUGUCGGACAUAUUAGAUGGCAAGAAGAGACCCGAAGCAGCGCACAGCAGCACAGCAAAGGCCGAGAUCGCACAGCCUGAGUCCGUGCGCUUAACUGAUGUGUUCCGUGGAUUCACAGAUAUGGAGAUCGACCUGCUGUUUAGGGUCUGGGACAACACAUCGACACCCAGUGUUACACCAGCUCCCAAGACAGCCACAGGGUGCAGCUCCUCUGCCUGCAACCAGCAGCAUUAG
Molecule: messenger RNA, 1044 nt
Organism: Sycon ciliatum
Lineage: Eukaryota; Metazoa; Porifera; Calcarea; Leucosolenida; Sycettidae
Exons: 1
Coding region: 1-1044 (347 amino acids)
Biological process (GO): DNA integration; DNA recombination
Molecular function (GO): DNA binding
Source: RefSeq, a predicted model, not a curated record